Messenger RNA from Penicillium canariense, 2529 nucleotides. RefSeq names its product fungal specific transcription factor domain-containing protein. Gene Ontology annotation, molecular function: DNA binding; zinc ion binding. Gene Ontology annotation, biological process: DNA-templated transcription. The record is from RefSeq and is a predicted model, not a curated record. The transcript has 3 exons. NCBI's taxonomy places the organism in Eukaryota, Fungi, Ascomycota, Eurotiomycetes, Eurotiales, Aspergillaceae. Bases 1 to 2529 code for a protein of 842 amino acids.
AUGACGAUCAGAGAUCCGCCCCAGUUCCCUCCUGGUGAGGGCCUCGCGCCUCAACAGGACAUCCUGAAGCCGCUGUCCGACGGCGAUAUGGUACCGACCCCCAAGCCGGCGUCGGUCGCAAACACCUCGUCGACCCUGGGACCGAGAAGCCAGGCUAAAGUCGCAAUCCCUCGGUCUCGGGGGGGAUCGCCCCAAGAUACAACCGCCGUGUACCGCGUGCUUGCGAGUCGUGUCGCGCACGCAAGACAAAAUGUAGUGGUGAUACCCCGACAAGUGGACAAGCUUUCCGAGAAAGCACAAGAUUAUGAGAAUCUUUUGAAGGAUUUGGGUCAUUUGGUUGAGACUCGUGCUGCAGACCGUAUCAAGAGCUUGCUGGACAAGCACGGCACGGAUGUUGAAUACUCCUCCAACAGCAACCAAUCCCAUUCCGUCACGCCAAACGAUGACGUUGCAGAAGCAGAAGCAGAAGCAGAAGCAGAAGAAAAUGACUUCAGCUCACCCUCUUCCAUUGGAUCGCUUGAAGCAAUCGAUCGCGCGGAAGAAGAUUUGAACCGCAAUGAAAACUCGAGAGCAACCGGGUUUAUGGGCAAGAUCUCUGAGGUUACGUGGAUGCAACGGCUUCAGCGAGAGGCUGUACACCGGUCACAUGGAUUGCCUGGGUCAUUGGAGGCAGGCCAGAGCAAGCAGCAGGACGACGAUCUCGCCCUGCAUGCUGUGAGUUACCACCUGGAUGACCUCGACAUUUCUGUACCCGGACCUAUCGAACUCUACGCUAUGCCUCCUCGACAUAUGGCCGACAAGCUGUUCGAAGAUUACCUAAGGACUGUGCAUCCGUUCUUCCCCAUCAUCAACCGACCGCUGUUCACCGCACAGUACCGAACAUUCUUCGACAGCAAUGCACGACCCGGUGACAAGUGGAUUGCUAUCUUGAACAUGAUCUUCGCUAUUGCAACGAAACAUGCCCAUCUUCUGGAAGCACCGUGGCGUGGAGAUGAACGGGAUCAUCUAGUCUACCUGACCCGGGCCAGGAUUCUGAGUAUGAAUGGCGAUGUGCUGUUCAGCCAUCCUGAUCUCCAGCAGGUUCAGGUCGAGGGCCUUAUUGCUUUCUAUCUACUUGCAUCCGACCAGAUUAACCGGGCAUGGCGCAUCUCGUCUUUGGCGGUGCGGUCUGCAAUCACUCUCGGCAUCAAUAUGAAGAGCAGCAGCCCGACGACUCCGAACAUCUCCAAAGAGGCUCGCUACCGGGUUUGGUGGUGUUUAUACACAUUCGAGCAUAUGCUUGGUAUCAUGACUGGCCGAGCUACUUGCAUCCUGGAUGGCAUAUGCACCACCCCCUUGCCAAUUCCCUUCGAAGAAGAACAGUUGCAUGAGCAAUCGGCCGCAGAGCUCCUCAACAAAAGUCAUCUCCGAGAUGAACGCAUCAAUAGGGUCAUGGCUAGCGCGUGGGUUCGACACAUGCCGCUGAACCCCGCCGGCGGCAAGGAACUCUCACACCCGUCCCGUAAUCGUGACAACUCGUGGGUGAAAAGCCUCCCUUUCAACUCGGGCCUCUCCUAUCUGUUCUACUGUGACCUAGCCGUGAUCGUGCAAGAAAUAAUCAACAGGGUAUAUUCGAUGGAUUGCGUGAUGGUACCGUGGACACAUAUCGAGAAUCGGAUCGGCGAGCUGCGCUUCCGAAUCGAUCUCUGGUACCACAGCAUUCCUCCUUUCCUCGACUUCACCCGCAAGGAAGAAGAUGGCCCGGAGCUGCUCCGCGCUAAGCUCGCGCUCGCUUUCCACUACUACAGUGCGCAGAUCACCCUUGGUCGCCCAUGUCUCUGCCGGCGCGACGCACAGCAGAAAAAGUCCGCCCACGAUUCGAACUUCAGCCACGAAAUGGCUGUCUUGACACUCGAGGCAGCGGAGCGCAUGCUGGACCUGAUCCCCGACGAGCCAAACGCAAUUCAGCUCUACGAGAUCUCCCCCUGGUGGUGUAUCCUGCACUACCUAAUGCAAGCAACGACAGUGCUCCUCCUUGAGCUCUCCUUCGGCACCGUGCACGUACCCGCGUCAGAACAGAACAUUAUUCUUCAAUCCAAGAAAGCCGUCCGCUGGCUCUACGCCAUGUCCGACUACAGCAUCGCCUCGCGCCGCGCCUGGCAGCUCUGCGACAUUAGCCUGCGCCGCCUCGCCGCCGGCAUGAAGUUCGACGUCAGCGACAUGCCCUCAAGCAGCUAUCACCCGGCACCAGCAUCCACACUCUCCCUCACCGACCCCCAGGACCAGGACCAAAACAUUACGCAAGCAGACCCCGGUUUCUGGGGCACCGGCCUGCAGGACUUGUCUUUAAGCAAUCAGGGCUCGGGGGCAGCCCAGGACCCGAUUCCGGCAGACUUGUUCCAGUACCCUACCUCGGACUCGAUGGCUUGGCUUGUGGCCGACAGCCAGGCCACGGAUGAACUGUAUUUCCCGUAUGAUCCUAUCAGCGGCGAGUUUAUUCGCUCGUUCUUCCCGCACGCCAAUGAAGAUGAAACGUGGGAUCAGACUUGA